Messenger RNA from Penicillium cataractarum, 1098 nucleotides. RefSeq lists its product as uncharacterized. The transcript has a single exon. The record is from RefSeq and is a predicted model, not a curated record. Gene Ontology annotation, molecular function: protein binding. Bases 1 to 1098 code for a protein of 365 amino acids. Lineage: Eukaryota; Fungi; Ascomycota; Eurotiomycetes; Eurotiales; Aspergillaceae.
AUGCCGACCAGACAGGUACGGUCAAGUCCACUACUCGACCUUCCAAUCGAGAUCAUCCUCAUGAUAGCGGACACUCUGGACACCCGAGAUGUUAGCUCGUUUCUACGUACGGCGCGGAGAUAUGCCCGCAUACUCGACCCCCAUCUUUAUCAACGUGCGCGCAGCCAUAUCUGCGCUGACGACAACUCCGUCCUCGGAUGGGCUGCGAAAAGAAAUCAAGCGCCUGUAAUCCGCAAGCUUCUAAGGAAAACCAUGGAUGCACCAAUUCCGCUUGAAGCGAAGAGCAAGGCAUUAUGUCUUGCCGCAGAGGCAGGAAGCCAUGACAUCAUCAAGCCUCUGGUAGACGCAGGUGCGGAUCUAUCUUCUGCGUUAGAUAUGGGACGGAGUUCAACAUGUAGCCCCUUGCAACUCGCCGCAGGGAAUGGCCACGAAAAAGCCGCCCGUGCACUUCUAGCAAUGGGGGCAGAUAUCGCUGCCACCAAUUCAAUCAAAGAGACCGCUCUGCACUAUGCGGCCCGUGGUGGCCAGGAAAGUGUUACGAAACUGCUUUUGGAGAGGGGUGCUGAUGUGGCAGCAUUAACGAUCAGCCGAGAAACAGCACUUCAUUACGCAAUUCCGUCUAAAAAUGAAGCGGUUGUGAAGCUGCUCCUAGAGAAGGGAGUAGAAAUGGAGGCACUUUCAUACACUGGGCAAACAGCAUUAUUUUAUGCAAUUGGGUUCGAGAAUUCUGGCAGCGAGUCCAUUCUUAAUCUACUUUUGGCGAAGGGUGCAAAUGUGGCUGUAUCAGAACCAUUUCGGCACUUGACACCACUACACUUUGCUGCGGAGGAUGGCAAUGAAUGGGCUGUUCGGUCACUCUUGGCGAAUGGGGCGAACGUGAUGGACCGUGAUUUCUUGGGACAUACGACGCUGCAUAUAGCGGCCGAGUCUGGGAAUGAAGCAGUUGUAAGAAUGCUCCUUGAAAAAGGGGCGGAAGUUUCCGCUGUUGCGGUUGAAGAGGAUGAUACACCACAGAAUUUUGCAAAAUGGAAUGGCCAUGAAGGAAUUGCAAGACUUCUAGAGGAGGCAGCCACACAGCGUGUGAGAAAUUUAGCUUGA